This is a messenger RNA of Cicer arietinum (chickpea), 1044 nucleotides long. RefSeq lists its product as uncharacterized. The record is from RefSeq and is a predicted model, not a curated record. NCBI's taxonomy places the organism in Eukaryota, Viridiplantae, Streptophyta, Magnoliopsida, Fabales, Fabaceae. Gene Ontology annotation, biological process: DNA strand elongation involved in mitotic DNA replication; DNA replication. Gene Ontology annotation, cellular component: GINS complex.
UUUCCCUCCUUUAUUAUUCUCUUUCAUUCCCUUCCAUUCGCGUACUCUUCACUCUCAGAUACUCAAUUUUUUUGGUUCACGAAAUCCUCUCUUUCUUCGUUCUUCGUCAAGGAUUUAGUUCGAUAUUCAAACGGAGUCGCACUGAACUCAACUGACCGGAAAACGUCGCCAUCGCUGCCAACCGUCGCGAAUAACAGCGGCCGUCUCUCUCGAUCCUCCUUCUCUGUCCAUAUCGAUCUCGUGUGUAGUCCAGUAAAGAUACUCAACAUGUAUGGGAGAAAAGCUUGCCAACUUGUGAAAGAAUUCGCAAGUGGAGAAAAAGGCCAGCUCACACCAUUUAAUAAUGACUUGUUUGAACAAGUAGUUUCAGAAUGCAGUCAACAUCACCUUGAGCUUCAGUCCUUGAUAAGGAAGAUGCAGGAAGAAGGUUUGGAUGUCCAAACGGCUAGAAAUGCUGAUCACUACGGAGCUCUCAUCCAUCUAUUUUCUAUAGUCCGAAAUAAACGUUGUCUAACAGCCUAUGUGUAUAACCGAGCAGAAACUGUACGUAACUUGUUAUGGAAGAUAGGGCCUGUGCUUCCUAAAGAAAUUGAAGAGAAGCUUAAUCAUUGGGAGGAAGAGUAUUUCAAGAAGCACUCUGCAGCAUUGAAAUCUUAUAUGUCAAAAGCGUUGGUUGAUCUUACUGUGGAUAUGGUGCCACCAAAAGAUCCAUAUAUUCAAGUAAGGGUCCUUGAAGACAUAAGAGAAGGCAUUGUACUUAGUGAUGAUAAGAAUCCCAAUUUCGCCCGCCAUUCCAUGCACUUUCUGAAGCGAACCGAUGCAGAGAAAUAUAUCUCAAGGGGCUUAAUGGAGGAACUUACUGGUUGACCCGUUAGUCCUUUACUUGAAAAAAAUGUAGAUGAAAAGGCUGAUUUUGAACUUGAUAUGUUGGAUUAAUUUUCAUAUUUAAUAACUUUUAUCAACAUUUUUGUGUAUAUUGCUUCAAAAAUUUCUUAGUUUGCGCUUUCUUUGUUUUCAUAGUUAAAAGUUAUGUUAAUUGAAAAA